This is a messenger RNA of Cuscuta campestris, 974 nucleotides long. Lineage: Eukaryota; Viridiplantae; Streptophyta; Magnoliopsida; Solanales; Convolvulaceae. The record is from the annotation of a GenBank genome assembly.
CACCAUUCACAAAAUAGUCCAUCCAAAAGGCCAAAAACAAGAAAAGGGAAUGGUAAAGCAGACAAUAAUUGUACGGGUGAGGGAUGGAAUGAGCCUUGCCAAAGGUCCAAGAAAUGAGAAUGAAGAAAAUGAUGUUUUCUCGAGUUACAAGCAACAAAGAGACUUCAUUCUCCAAGAAAUCUCAAGAGGAGAUUUGCCUUCUUCCAACAUGACCAUUUGUGUUGACGAACUCUAUUGCUUCAGGAUUAUGGUAGAAAGUGGAAUAUGCUUCAUGACACUUUGUGAUUUAUCAUACCCAAGAGAUCUUGCAUUCCUUUAUCUCCAAGAUUUACAACGCCAGUUUGACAAGUUGGACAAGAGAUUUGUAGAGGGAAUUUCCAAUCCAUAUUGUAGCAUUCCCAAACUUGGUGCAAUCAUUAGUAAUGUUAGAGAGAAAUAUGUUGACCCAAGGACACAAUCAAAUAUAUCUAAGAUGAUGAAAAGUAAGAUGAAAGGAAAUUUAGAUGCAGUUACAUAUGAUUUAUCAGAGAUAAUAGAGCGUAGGCAAAAACAAGAAAUGUGGGAGAAAAUGAAAAGGGCUAACUUGAGUGAGUUUAAAAUCUGGGGCUCUAAAAAGCUUGAGAUCAUUGCUAUGAAAGGGAUGCCUAUUGCUACACUUAUUGUUGUUGUCGUUCUUCUUCUCUGGAGCAGUUCUCUUUUCAAAGAUGAAUUUUGGUGACUGAUCCUCAAGAAGAGUAAAGUUUGGGGAGGGUGUUUGUAAGCAGGCUUUACCCCUACUCAAAAGUAGAGGGGUUUGUAAGUUCGUGGGGGGUGCAGCGGAUAACAACAAACACAAGCUAUGCAAACAAAACAAUCAACUAUGUUGUAGAGGAGAUGCUGCAGCACUGUCCAGUAACAGAUGACGGGCAGUGUGCUAUAACACUUCUCUGUCACAAGCACACACGCAAAAUAUGAAGUAAAAACAGUAAGCAAGA